Cydia fagiglandana is the source of this 1137-nucleotide messenger RNA. RefSeq lists its product as uncharacterized. The record is from RefSeq and is a predicted model, not a curated record. The coding region runs from base 1 to 1137 and encodes 378 amino acids. The transcript is spliced from 2 exons. Lineage: Eukaryota; Metazoa; Arthropoda; Insecta; Lepidoptera; Tortricidae.
AUGACUUCACCACAAGUCGUAGUCAACGAGUUGUUGGCAUUUAUUCAAAAUGCCACCGUGACUUUGGAUGAGACCAGCAUCGUGCAGAUCUGCAAGUCCAGCUUCCAGGAGGAGGACAUAUGUAGUGGCAAGGCGCUGCUCUACCAGACGCUCGGCAAAGCCGACGAAAUGCCAUCACGACGAAGAGAUGGAGGCGUGAAGAGUCUACGGGACAUCAUCUCGGUGUUCAAGGGGACCGAUUCAUCAAACAUGCCAUCUUUCGUGGCGAAGAACCUACAUCGGCUACCUGUCGUCUCGUUGGACCAUGUUGACGUUUCCAGGCUGCUAAAGGAUAUAAUUUUCCUGAAGGACAGUCUGGCUGAAAUGCAGGCUAAGUUGGAGGUAUCGAAUAAUACCAUCAGUGAACUACGUUCCGAAUUAGCGUUAAUACGUAGUGCUAGUUCGGAAUGUAGGUCAGAUAACUCUAGCAUAGCCGUGUGUCACGUUGCGCGGAAUGCGUCCAUCGGCGGUUUCGAGUCCGCGAAUUUGGAUGCGUCGGCGAUUGCUGAGCAGGCGACCGCCGACCCGCGCCCCGCCGCCCGCCCGUCUACGUCACCGGAGACGCGCACGUCACGCGAGAGUACGUUGACCCCAAAACGUUCCUAUGCUGCCACCGCCGCUAAGCCGCCUGCUGUGUCCAAGUCUAAGCAGCGGCCGAAGAAAGGGGUACAGAGCCUUCGUGAACCUGUUCACAAGGAUCGGUCACAGCUGACUCUUAAAGAGUCGGGAUGCGACAGAGAUGGCUUCAAGAAGGUGGAGAGGAGAAAGAAGUCAGCUCGUCCGAAUCAGUGCGGUACCGCACCGACUGGACCUAACCAUUUGCUGCGUCCCGCAACACCGACGACGCUGCUGUAUGUGUCCCGAUUACACUACCUUACGAAGGUCGAGGAGAUCGUGAAGUAUGUGGAAGAUGCCAUGAAGCUGCCGACGCUGAUAAGCUGCAUAGGGGACACCGCGUAUGAGCUGAUGGUCAACCUGUGCAGCCCGAAGAAACCGUGUGAUUGCAAGUACGACGAAGUUAUUAAAGUAAUGGCUAAUUAUUUACAACCGAAACCGUCGGUAGUCGCCGAAAGAUUCAAAUUUCGUCAAUGUCGGUAA